UUCGUCAAGUCUCUUACAAUUCAAUUCCCAAUCUAGAAAUAGCAGGAGGAGGAUGUCCGGGCGAGGUAAAGGCGGGAAGGGGCUCGGGAAGGGAGGGGCGAAGAGGCAUCGGAAGGUCCUGCGCGACAACAUCCAGGGGAUCACCAAGCCGGCGAUCCGCCGGCUCGCCAGAAGGGGCGGCGUCAAGCGGAUCUCGGGGCUUAUCUACGAGGAGACACGUGGCGUGCUCAAGAUCUUCCUGGAGAACGUGAUACGUGACGCCGUGACCUACACUGAGCACGCCAGGCGGAAGACGGUCACCGCCAUGGACGUCGUCUAUGCCCUCAAGAGGCAGGGCAGGACCCUCUAUGGAUUCGGCGGCUAGGGUUUGUUCAUUGUUUUUGUGCAUUUUAAGGGAUAUUGGUAUCAACACUGACUGUCUUGCUGCUGUUAGAUUUGAUAAUAUAUGGAAAUCACUCAAGAUAUAUGAGAUAUACAUUAGUUUCGAUA
Andrographis paniculata is the source of this 489-nucleotide messenger RNA. Its product is annotated as histone H4. Gene Ontology annotation, cellular component: nucleosome. The transcript has a single exon. Gene Ontology annotation, biological process: nucleosome assembly. Lineage: Eukaryota; Viridiplantae; Streptophyta; Magnoliopsida; Lamiales; Acanthaceae. The coding region runs from base 53 to 364 and encodes 103 amino acids. The record is from RefSeq and is a predicted model, not a curated record. Gene Ontology annotation, molecular function: structural constituent of chromatin; DNA binding; protein heterodimerization activity.